This is a messenger RNA of Amphiprion ocellaris (clown anemonefish), 2104 nucleotides long. RefSeq names its product minichromosome maintenance complex binding protein (gene mcmbp). NCBI's taxonomy places the organism in Eukaryota, Metazoa, Chordata, Actinopteri, Pomacentridae. The transcript is spliced from 16 exons. Gene Ontology annotation, biological process: DNA-templated DNA replication. The record is from RefSeq and is a predicted model, not a curated record. Gene Ontology annotation, molecular function: chromatin binding. Bases 129 to 2024 code for a protein of 631 amino acids.
GUGACGCAAAUUUCCCGCCCUCACUUCUGCACUCCCGUGUGUGAGAGGAAAGUCAACAAAGUAGUGUUUUCACAGCGAUUUUAUUAGAGUAUAUUUUCUACUUUCCAGACGGCUGUCAGCGGCUAACGAUGCCUUCCACACAGGACUGGAUUAACGACCCCCUGGCUGUCGUUGAAGAGAUGUUCGCUGCGUCCCAGAACAACUCAAACUCUGGAUGGGAGACGAAAGCAGUUGAAUUUUUCCAAGAUCAGCUAAAAGAGAGGGACACUCAUACUCUGGUCCCAUCUCUGAACGACGUCCCUCUGCACUAUCUGAAGCCCAACAGCCUGGUGAAGUUUCGCUGUUUAAUCCAAGACAUGUUUGAUCCGGAGUUCUACAUGGGAGUGUAUGAGACUGUAGAUCCAUCCACAAAGACUAAAAUGUUGCGAUGCGGGAAGUACAAAGAUGUGACAGAAUGUGGGGUGGAUUUUAACUCCAGAAACACUGUGACUGCAGAGAGGCAGACCUUUUACUGUGUGCCAAUCCCUGGAGAAAACCCCUGGGUGAAAGAGAGAUAUGCCGGCUCCAGUCAGGCAAGAGUGGUUCCCUCCACCUCGUAUGCACCGAGCAGACAGAAACGAAGCUACGAGGAGGAUGACGACAUGGAUACACAGCCGCAAAAGCAGAGAGAACCACAUGCUGGUCCUCACAGUCCAUCUGAACACCACGGCAAUGGCGACUGUAAGCGGCAGGAGACAGAAGCUCCUUCCAGCCAGACGGCAUCGGCCUCCCAUCUCGACCUCAACUUCCCCCUGCCUGGAGAGAAAGGCCCCUCCUGCCUAGUUAAGGUGUACGAGGACUGGGACCGCUUCAAACUGAACGACACGCUGGAGGUCUAUGGGAUUCUCUCCGUCAGCCCCGCUCUCAGCGCUCUGGCCGACGAGAAAGACGCCUCCUCAUCCCUCCUGGACCCUGCAGAGAGCAUGGAGACAGCAGAGGAGCAGAGGGUGCACAGCCCCCCAGCCUCCCUCGUUCCCCGCCUCCACAUGCUCCACGCCAAGCCGCUGCCACACAACAACCCCCUGCUGCCCUCCGCCGCCUUGGAGGACAACAGUGCCUUUUUAUCCUCGACCCUGAGUGAGAUGGCCUCUGUCAGGGAAGAGAUCCUCUCAUACUUCACUCAUGUCCUCCUGGGAGAUGCUCUGGCUGCUGAGUACCUCAUUCUGCAUCUCAUCUCUAAUGUUUACUCUAGACGGGAUGUUCUCCCACUGGGAAAGUUUACACUGAACCUAAGUGGCUGUCCUACUGUGGCCUCGUACACUGAGCGUUUCUACCAGAUCAUCCAGCAGCUUGUGCCUUCUUCGCACUACUUGGCCAUGAGCCUCCAGAACAUGAACCAGAUGCGGUUAGUGCCUAAGAAGGAUUAUGUGGCCAAUAGACUAGUCAGUGGCGCCCUGCAGUUGGCCAGAAACACUUCCCUCUUCCUGGAUGAAACCCAGUUAGAGCAAGGACAGCUGGACACAACUGGUGUGCGUAACGUCACAGCGCUGGGGAACCUGAUCUCAUGGCAGAAGGUUGAUUAUGACUUUAACUACCAUCAGAUGGAAUUCCCCUGCAAUAUUAACGUGCUCAUCGCGUCAGAGGGCCGCUCUCUGCUGCCGUCUGACUGUCAGAUACACCUACAGCCUCAGGUUGCUCCAUCCCAUUUGGAGGAGUCUCUCAGCAGCAUCCACAUGCAUCCGCAGGCCUCAUCACAGCUGAACAAGUUCAGAAUCUACCUGAGCAUGGCUCGGCUGCUGGACUACAGCAUCUCAGAUGAAGUGACAAAGUCAGUUGAAGAUGACUUUGUAGAUAUGAGGAAGGAUGACCCCCAGAGCAUAUCUGCCGAGGACCUCCACAGGAUGCUGGUUGUGGCGAGGUUGCUGUCUCUGAGCCUGGGACAGACCUCUCUGUCCAGAGACAGCUGGCUGAGAGCCAAACACAUCGAGAUGCUGCGGAGGAGUCGGAUGGAGCAACACAAGUGUGUCAAUGGCAACGAGCCAUGAUCAGAGGCAAAUGAGACUGCUUUUGUUUUUUCUUUUGAUACCUAAAAAGUUUGUAAUAAAGAUGUUUUUCAUGUGGUCAA